Molecule: messenger RNA, 843 nt
Organism: Condylostylus longicornis
Lineage: Eukaryota; Metazoa; Arthropoda; Insecta; Diptera; Dolichopodidae
Exons: 3
Coding region: 129-680 (183 amino acids)
Source: RefSeq, a predicted model, not a curated record
AGGUGUAAAAAAAUGUAAACCUUAACUACACCAAUUAUUUGUAACGCAUUGAUUUUAUUUUUGUUUUAUUCGUAAAUAUUACAGUUACUGACCGUAAUGCAAAAAUAAACAAAUACCUACAGAAUUAUAUGUGUAUGUUAAAAUAUUUAAAUUGGAACAUCUUAAUAGUUGUGGUAAUUAUAUUAUCGAAUGGUUUAGAAUUAUGUAAUGCAAAACCAACGCAAAUUGAUGAAAAUAAUGAUACAACAUUAGAUUUAAAUAGUGAAGAUACAUUAAGAAAAUUAGAAGCAUUAAUUGAAACAGUAAGGAAAAUUAGAGCAGAUGGUGGUGCUACUAUUGACAUAUUUGAAAGUUCAACAAAUCAAGCAAGUGAAAUUGUAACUGUUACACCAAUACAAGAAUCUUCCACGGCUGAUGCAACAACAACACAAGCGCCUACAACAAGAAUAACAACAACAACAACAGAAGAAACAAAUCUUGCAGAUUUAGAAAGCUCAUUUGGUGGCUUAGGAAAUGUUAGAGAAAUUAAAAAACCAGAAAAAGUUAAUGGUUUUUAUUUCUUGGCCGACGUUAAUUCAUUUUUAGAAGUAGGUGAUGGUGAUGAAAAAGUUGUUAUUAGAUAUAAUCCAAAAAUUGGAAAUCCAAGUAAUUUUAUACCAAUACCAGGAACAAGAACUUAAAAAAUUAUUUAUAUACCAUCAUGUAAUUUAGUUAAUAUACAAUAUAUUGUAUAUAAAUUUGUACAUUUUGUAUAUAAUUUAAAUUAUAAUAUUUUAAUAAGGUUUAUACGGACUAAUUAUAUAUGUAAAAUUCCCAAUUUUGUGUUUGUAAAUUAAAUUAUUU